CCUCUCCUUCUCUCUUUUCUAACAAUUUCACGUUUUUUUUUUCUCUCUCAGUAUAAAUACUCUUCUCCUUCCUCCUCUGCUUUCAUUUCAUAUGCUCCUCCUCGACAAUAACAUGGCCGUGGAGCUUAUGGUGGGGUUUGGGGAUGCUACCACCGCUACUAAUUUCACGCCCAAGUUGGAAGAAAAUGCCGCUGUUUCCGCUGUUCAAGAAGCCGCUUCUGCUGGGAUUCAGAGCGUCCAGAAUUUCCUCCGAUUGAUGUCCCAUACCCCUAAUCAACAUCACUCCGAACACGAUUCUUCCACCUCCACUACUCCCAAUGCUGUCGCUCCAUACGAUGCAGUCGCCGAUUCCGUCGUCAACAAUUUCAAGAAGGUCAUUUCUUUGCUCGAUCGGAAUAGAACCGGUCACGCCCGCUUCAGAAGGGCGCCGGUUCUUCAUACUCCCCCGCCGCCUCCUCCACCCAAGGUCAAGCCGUUGCAGCACCAAGAUCCGAGUUCGUCAUCAGCCCCUCAGGUUCAAGUAAAGAAACAGGAAUCAGUCUCUGCUUUUAAGGUUUAUUGCCCCACGCCCUCCUCUGUGGUGCGUUUGCCUCCUCUGCCUCACAACAACCCCCAUCAGCCUUCUCAUCCACCGAAUACUUUCCAAGCACAGCAAAAUACUUCGUCGGUGGUACUAAAAAAUGGGUCUGUAGAUAGAAAAGAUCCGACUACCACCAUCAACUUCGUAGCCUCGCCCCCGAUUUCCGCUGCAAAUUCCUAUAUUUCAUCGCUAACCGGAGACACCGAAAGCUUACAGCCAUCUAUGUCAUCUGGGUUCCAGUUCACCCACAUGUCCCAGGUCUCUUCCGCCGGAAAGCCCCCACUUUCAACUUCCUCGCUAAAGAGAAAAUGCAAUUCUAUGGACGAUUCCGCCAUGAAGUGUGCCUCAUCCUCCGGUCGGUGUCACUGUUCCAAGAAGAGCAGGAAAAACAGGAUAAAAAGAGUCAUCAGAGUUCCCGCGGUGAGCUCCAAACUUGCGGAUAUCCCACCGGACGAUUACUCCUGGAGAAAGUAUGGCCAAAAACCCAUUAAAGGCUCUCCCCAUCCAAGGGGAUAUUACAAAUGUAGCAGUCUCAGAGGCUGUCCAGCACGGAAACACGUAGAACGUGCCUUAGACGAUCCAACAAUGCUGAUUGUAACUUACGAAAACGAUCACAAUCACGCCCACUCCACCGAAACACCUGCAACGCUUGUUCUGGAAUCGUCAUAAUAGUCAACUCAUCCAGCGCCCACAGAUCUCCAUCAAUAUUAUAUAAAUAAAAUUAUAGGGAACCAAUGGUCAACGCUUCUGCUUGAGCACCGUCUCCAAGAAGAUUAGUAGGUGCGCUGCGCGGCGCUGUGCUGUGCUGUCUAAAGAAAAUUAGGAACGCCCCCUUUGGUGUUUUCCUCUUCUCUGUGUGUCCCCUCUCUUAUGAAGGUUUUUGUGUUCUUGGGAUUUGGAAAUUUGAAGGGUGUGGGAUUGGGAGAGAGGAAAAGCAUGGGACGGUGGGAUUUGGUGGGUGUUGAGUCACGCUACUGGUGGGCCUUUUGUUCUCUUUUAUAAACUUUCUUAUGCUCUCCAAUAUUAUUAUUCCUUCACCAUUUUUUUC
Molecule: messenger RNA, 1628 nt
Organism: Cucurbita maxima (winter squash)
Lineage: Eukaryota; Viridiplantae; Streptophyta; Magnoliopsida; Cucurbitales; Cucurbitaceae
Product: probable WRKY transcription factor 7
Exons: 3
Coding region: 92-1249 (385 amino acids)
Biological process (GO): regulation of DNA-templated transcription
Molecular function (GO): sequence-specific DNA binding; DNA-binding transcription factor activity
Source: RefSeq, a predicted model, not a curated record